Suricata suricatta (meerkat) is the source of this 4132-nucleotide messenger RNA. RefSeq names its product phospholipase C gamma 2 (gene PLCG2). The transcript is spliced from 31 exons. Gene Ontology annotation, biological process: phospholipid catabolic process; phosphatidylinositol-mediated signaling; positive regulation of epithelial cell migration. The coding region runs from base 42 to 3836 and encodes 1264 amino acids. Gene Ontology annotation, molecular function: phosphatidylinositol-4,5-bisphosphate phospholipase C activity; protein binding. The record is from RefSeq and is a predicted model, not a curated record. NCBI's taxonomy places the organism in Eukaryota, Metazoa, Chordata, Mammalia, Carnivora, Herpestidae.
CGUCCUGUUCCCGCAGUCCCCGCCCCCCACCUCUGCUGACAAUGACUGCCAUGGUCAACGUGGACACCCUUCCUGAGUAUGAGAAGAGUCAGAUCAAGCGAACCCUGGAGCUGGGCACGGUGAUGACCGUGUUCAGCUUCCGCAAGUCCACCCCCGAGCGGAGGACCGUCCAGGUGAUCAUGGAGACGCGGCAGGUGGCCUGGAGCAAGACGGCGGACAAGAUCGAGGGCUUCCUGGAUAUCAUGGAGAUCAAGGAGAUCCGGCCCGGGAAGAGCUCCAAGGACUUCGAGCGCGCCAAGGCGGUCCGCCAGAAGGAGGACUGCUGCUUCACCAUCUUGUACGGCACCCAGUUCGUCCUCAGCACCCUCAGCCUGGCAGCUGACACUAAGGAAGAUGCUACUAAGUGGCUCUCUGGCCUGAAAAUCUUACACCAGGAAGUGAUGAGCGCGUCUACACCCACCAUCAUUGAGAGUUGGCUGAGAAAGCAGAUUUAUUCAGUGGAUCAAACCAGAAGAAACAGCAUCAGCCUCCGAGAGUUGAAGACCAUCUUGCCCCUGGUCAACUUCAAAGUGAGCAGUGCCAAGUUCCUCAAAGAUAAGUUUGUGGAAAUAGGCGCUCACAAAGAUGAACUCGGCUUCGAGCAGUUCCACCUUUUCUAUAAGAAUCUGAUGUUUGAGCAGCAAAAGUCGAUUCUUGAUGAAUUCAAAAAAGAUUCUUCCGUGUUCAUCUUGGGCAACACCGACCGGCCGGAUGCCUCCGCCGUGUACCUGCACGACUUCCAGCGCUUUCUCUUACACGAACAGCAGGAGGCUUGGGCUCAGGAUCUGAACAAAGUCCGUGAGCGGAUGACGAAGUUCAUCGAUGACACCAUGAGGGAAACCACUGAGCCGUUCUUGUUUGUCGAUGAGUUCCUCACGUACCUGUUUUCACGAGAGAACAGCAUCUGGGAUGAGAAGUUUGACGUGGUGGACAUGCAGGACAUGAACAACCCCUUGUCCCACUACUGGAUCUCCUCCUCGCACAACACGUACCUGACCGGUGACCAGCUGCGGAGCGAGUCGUCCACGGAGGCGUACAUCCGCUGCCUGCGCAUGGGCUGCCGCUGCAUCGAGCUGGACUGCUGGGACGGGCCUGACGGGAAGCCCAUCAUCUACCACGGCUGGACACGGACCACCAAGAUCAAGUUUGAUGAUGUGGUGCAGGCCAUCAAAGACCAUGCCUUUGUCACCUCAAGCUUCCCCGUGAUCCUGUCCAUCGAAGAACACUGCUGUGUGGAACAGCAGCGCCACAUGGCCAGGGUGUUCAAGGAGGUGUUUGGUGACCUGCUGCUGACGAAGCCCACGGAGGCCAGCGCGGACCAGCUGCCCUCGCCCAGCCAGCUGCGGGAGAAGAUCAUCAUCAAGCAUAAGAAGCUGGGCCCCCGAGGUGACGUGGAUGUCAACAUGGAAGACAAGAAAGAUGAGCACAAGCAACAGGGUGAACUGUACAUGUGGGAUUCCAUUGACCAGUCAGCACGUGCAGAGGGACCAGUUUGGCCAUGCCGGGGGUCUGCCUGGUCCAGGUGUUCAGAAGCUCCCCCUCCCUUUGUGGCCCAGGACAUACCCCCCACGGAGCUGCACUUUGGGGAGGAGUGGUUCCACAGGAAGCUGGAGAAGCGGACGAGCGCGGAGAAGCUGCUGCAGGAGUACUGCGCCGAGACCGGGGGCAAGGACGGCACCUUCCUGGUGCGGGAGAGCAAGACCUUCCCCAACGACUACACCCUGUCCUUCUGGCGGUCGGGCCGCGUCCAGCACUGCCGCAUCCGCUCCAUCACGGAGGGCGGGACCAUGAAGUACUUCCUGACUGACAACAUCAUGUUCAACAGCAUCUACGACCUCAUCCAGCACUACCGCGAGACGCACCUGCGCUGCGCCGAGUUUGAGCUCCGGCUCACCGACCCUGUGCCCAACCCCAACCCGCAUGAGUCCAAGCCGUGGUACUACGACGGACUGAGUCGAGGGGAGGCAGAGGACAUGCUAAUGAGAGUCCCCCGGGACGGGGCCUUCCUGAUCCGGAGCCGGGAAGGCCCCGACUCCUACGCCAUCACCUUCAGGGCCAGGGGCAAGGUGAAGCAUUGUCGCAUCCACCGGGAUGGCCGGCACUUCGUGCUGGGGACCUCUGCCUACUUCGAGAGCCUCGUGGAGCUAGUCAGCUACUACGAGAAGCACGCCCUCUACCGCAAGAUGCGGCUGCGCUACCCCGUGACGCCCGAGCUGCUGGAGCGCUACAAUAUGGAGAGAGAUAUAAACUCCUUGUAUGACGUCAGCAGAAUGUAUGUGGACCCCAGUGAGAUCACCCCUUCCAUGCCCCAGAGGACCGUCAAAGCUCUGUAUGACUACAAAGCCAAGAGAGACGAUGAGCUGAGCUUCUGCCGGGGGGCCCUCAUUCACAACGUCUCCAAGGAGCCCUGGGGCUGGUGGAAAGGAGACUAUGGGACCCGAAUCCAGCAGUACUUCCCGUCCAAUUAUGUCGAGGACAUUUCAACGGUCGACGUGGAGGAGUUGGAAAAGCAGAUUAUUGAGGACAAUCCCUUAGGGUCUCUUUGCAGAGGAAUAUUGGAUCUCAACACCUAUAACGUCGUGAAAGCCCCGCAGGGGAAAAACCAGAAGCCGUUCGUGUUCAUCCUGGAGCCCAAGAAGCAGGGCGACCCCCCGGUGGAGUUCGCCACGGACCGGGUGGAGGAGCUGUUUGAGUGGUUCCAGAGCAUCCGGGAGAUCACCUGGAAGAUCGACACCAAGGAGAACAACAUGAAGUACUGGGAGAAGAACCAGUCCAUCGCCAUCGAGCUCUCGGACCUGGUCGUCUACUGCAAGCCGACCAGCAAGACCAAGGACAGCUUAGAAAACCCCGACUUCCGAGAAAUCCGCUCCUUCGUGGAGACCAAGGCUGACAGUGUGGUCAGGCAGAAACCCGUCGACCUCCUCAAGUACAAUCAGAAGGGCCUGACCCGAGUUUACCCGAAGGGACAGAGGGUGGACUCCUCCAACUACGACCCCUUUCGCCUCUGGCUGUGCGGCUCCCAGAUGGUGGCGCUCAAUUUCCAGACUCCAGACAAGUACAUGCAGAUGAACCACGCCCUGUUCUCACUCAACGGGCGGACAGGCUACGUGCUACAGCCGGAGGCCAUGAGGACGGAGAAGUACGACCCCAUGCCUCCCGAGUCCCAGCGCAAGAUCCUGAUGACUCUCACGGUCAAGGUUCUCGGGGCUCGGCAUCUCCCCAAACUCGGCCGGAGCAUCGCAUGUCCCUUUGUGGAGGUGGAAAUCUGCGGGGCUGAAUAUGACAACAACAAGUUUAAGACCACAGUUGUGAAUGACAACGGCCUAAGCCCCGUUUGGGCUCCGACACAGGAGAAGGUGACCUUUGAAAUUUAUGACCCAAACCUCGCGUUUCUGCGCUUUGUAGUCUACGAGGAGGAUAUGUUCAGUGAUCCCAACUUCCUCGCUCACGCCACGUACCCCAUCAAAGGAAUCAAGUCAGGAUUCAGAUCUGUCCCUCUGAAGAAUGGGUACAGUGAGGACCUUGAGCUGGCCUCCCUCCUGGUGUUCUGUGAGAUGCAGCCAGUCCUGGAGAGCGAAGAGGAGCUUUACUCCUCGUGCCGCCAGCUGCGACGGCGGCAGGAAGAGCUCAACAACCAGCUGUUCCUGUACGACACGCACCAGAACUUGCGCAACGCCAGCCGGGACGCCCUCGAGAAAGAGUUCAACGUCAACGAGAACCAGCUCCAGCUCUACCAGGAGAAGUGCAGCCGGAGGUUGAGAGAGAAGAGAGUCAGCAACAGCAGGUUUUACUCAUAGACGCUGGGGUUCGUGUGCAAGGGUGCCGUGCGUGCGUGUGUUCACUUGUGGGAGGAUGUCCUCUCGUCAGACCCGGGGGACAUGCUCAUCUGUGAUGCCAUUGUCCCGUCAAGCCUGGCAUCAAGAGGACACUUUUGAAGACCCAACUGGCAUGACCUGGGGUGACUUCCUGCUAUUUUCAUCUCCGACAAUUUCUUAACUUAUAUUUUCUAUAGAGGAUCAUAAAAACGUGUUUCCUCGUUUUUUUGGCCUCUCGUGUUCCCAACCUCCUUGAAUAAAAGCAGUGAAAAUCUUGA